AUUGAAAUGGUUUUCGAAUUGAGUUUUCAACUCACUUGCAUACACCUGGAACGCCCCAUACGGUGUCAAAGUCUUCUCAAAUCGAAUGAAUCAAAAAAAAUCUUUUGGUUUUUAUCUGUGAUUUUGUCAAAAAUGAAGGAUAUAAAUAAUAAUGAUUAUUAUAAAGCAGAUUUGAACGAUUUCAAGGAAAUCAAAGUACCGGUUCCGUGGGGUUACAUUUGCGGAAAAUGGUGGGGUUCCACAAACGUACAACCAAUCAUCGGCAUCCACGGUUGGCAAGAUAAUAGCGGCACUUUCGACACCGUAGCUCCGUACAUAAUAGAACGAGGCCAUUCUUUCUUCUGUAUCGACCUACCAGGACACGGAUUUUCUUCUCACAUCCCCAAAGGUCUCGUGUACAAUCUUUCUUACGACGGUGUGUAUUACGUACGUAGAAUCGUCAAAUAUUUCGAUUGGAAAAAAAUUAUUCUAAUAGGACAUUCGUUAGGAGGAGGUAUAUCGUUCUUAUACGCCUCCACUUACCCGAAUGACGUCAUUAAAUUUAUUAGUAUCGAUAAUUGUGGUCCUUGCCUUAGGAGUACACAGCCAAUGUUAGCAAUCGCUAAAAAUAACAUCGAUAACCUAUUCGAAUACGAAAAAAAAGAUUUCGAUAAUAUUCUCUGUUACGAAUAUGACGAAAUGUUGGAUAUUAUGAUAGACGGUCAUCACGGUUCCGUAUACGAGGAGGGGUGUAAAAUUUUACUUAAAAGAGGCAUGAAACCGUCGACUCAUAAAGAUAACUGUUACGUAUUCACUAGAGAUCCGAGAUUAAAGAUUAACGCUUUCGCUUUCUUUACAUUAGAGAAAGUUUUACAUUUGGCGUCUAGGAUAACUUGCGAAGUAUUAAAUAUCAGAGCUAAAGGAGGUAAUCAAACGGAUCCUAAAGAAAAUUACGAUAUAAUAAUGAGUGCUAUUGAAAAAUCUGCAAAACGAUUUGAGAGGGUUCUUAUCGAAGGUACACAUCAUGUACAUUUGAACGAUGCUGACGUUGUUGGUCCAAUAAUUGUGAAUUUUUUAUCAGAUGCAUAUUAGACAGAUCUAUGAUUGUUGACACUUUAGUUUUUGAUGAUAAAAAAGAAGAAGUAAGGUUAGAAGUUUUACAGUGUGCUGCACUAGUUAAUUUUUAAUCAACGUAAUAAAAUGUUUUCGUAAUAAUAAAUGAGAGUUUAGAACGUGUUAUUUUACCGAAAAAAGACAAAAUACAUAAAUAGCUACAGUUUCUAAUACCAAAUUUUUGUUAGAAAAUUAUUUAAAUCAAAUAUUUUAUUCUAAUUUUGUAUAUAACAUUAUGUAUACUUAGUAACAAAAUCCAACAGCUUAGAUUGUAAAUAUUUUGAAUGAUUUGAUGUUUGUAAAAAAAUAAAACUGAAUAAAUCAUAUUUUUACUCACA
Messenger RNA from Diorhabda sublineata, 1430 nucleotides. RefSeq names its product probable serine hydrolase. The transcript has 3 exons. The coding region runs from base 7 to 1071 and encodes 354 amino acids. Lineage: Eukaryota; Metazoa; Arthropoda; Insecta; Coleoptera; Chrysomelidae. The record is from RefSeq and is a predicted model, not a curated record.